AUGUCGAAAGAUACAGAAUAUACGUGCGUGUCUCCUCUGACACCAAGGAAAACUCCUGACUCUGGCAGACCGCGAGCCUGGCUCGUCAUCUUCGGUGCUUUCACUUGUGCUUUUUGCACUGUCGGCUUUAUGAACUCAUUCGGCAUCUUUCAAGAGUAUUAUGCCAAAAACCAACUCGCCUCAGUCUCGACCUCUACGAUUGCAUGGGUGUGCGCCAUCUCAGUUUUGUUCCUAUUUGGCAUAUCUGUUAUUUCAGGAGGGAUGCUUGAUGUUUUCGGACCGAGGCUCAUGGUCUAUUCCGGGUCAGUGGGCAUGGUCUUCGCGCUCAUGAUGAUCUCUCUAUGCCACGAAUUCUAUCAAUUUCUACUUGCACAGGGUGUUCUGCUUGGCAUUUCGAUGGCUCUGACGACGUGGCCCAUGCUUGCCCUAGUUGGACAAUACAUCAAGGUGAAGCGUGCCUUCGCGAUGGGAAUCGUUCUUGCGGGCUCUUCAUUGGGAGGAGUGAUCUGGCCCAUUGUGAUCGACAGACUCCUCAAGAAUCCCAAAAUCGGCUUUCCCUGGACCAUGCGAAUUGUGGGCUUUAUCAUGAUCCCACUCUUCACCUUCUCCUGUGUGGCCGCGAAGUCGCCAGAAGCACCCGUUAAAAGCGUGGAAAAUGCUGAUGCCAAAUACGUUGAUACAAGCAACGCAGCUGAUGGAUCAAGGAAGCAACACAAUCAAAGGGCAAAUGCCUUGGAACUAUACCGACAGCCUGCGUUGCAACUGCUUUGCCUUGCGAUGUUCAUCAUCUACUUCGGCAUGUUUGCGCCAUUCUUCUUCACGACGUCCUAUGCGGUCGAGAUGGGAUUUUCCACCACGCUGGCCUUUUAUACUGUCUCCAUCGUGAACGGUGCUUCAUUUUUUGGUCGGAUUCUGCCAGGAAUUGUGGCUGACAGGUACGGAAAAUUCAAUUGCUGUAUCCUGGCAACUAUUUCUGCUGGUAUAAUUGCAUUGUGCUGGACAAAGGUCACAUCGGUGGCUGGCUUGGUCUUGUGGUCCGCUGCAUACGGAUUUGCUUCAGGGGGAAUCCUAUCUCUUCAACAAGCUUGCGCUGCACAGGUCGCUACACCUAGCACUCUUGGCUUGGCCAUUGGUAGUGUAUCCGGCUCUGUUGCUUUGUCUGCGAUGGCAAAUGUGCCUAUCAGCGGCGCUCUCGUUGAGAAAUACGGAUAUCUCUCACUUUCGAUUUUCUCAGGCUUGUCCUUGUUAGUUGGCGGUGUCCUCUUGAUUGCAGCCCGACUAGUGCAAAGCCGAGAGCUUCCUGCGAUAGUAUGA
Penicillium olsonii is the source of this 1314-nucleotide messenger RNA. Lineage: Eukaryota; Fungi; Ascomycota; Eurotiomycetes; Eurotiales; Aspergillaceae. The record is from the annotation of a GenBank genome assembly.